Molecule: messenger RNA, 1518 nt
Organism: Adelges cooleyi (spruce gall adelgid)
Lineage: Eukaryota; Metazoa; Arthropoda; Insecta; Hemiptera; Adelgidae
Gene: Fer2
Product: heart- and neural crest derivatives-expressed protein 2
Exons: 5
Coding region: 165-1097 (310 amino acids)
Biological process (GO): regulation of transcription by RNA polymerase II; developmental process
Molecular function (GO): RNA polymerase II transcription regulatory region sequence-specific DNA binding; DNA-binding transcription factor activity, RNA polymerase II-specific; protein dimerization activity
Source: RefSeq, a predicted model, not a curated record
ACUUCCUGUUGAACGACAACUCUGGACUGUUACCCUUAUAGGUACUCUUUUUUAAAAUAUAAUAAUAAUCUAUACUAUACUAUAAUAAUUUUGGAACAAUCGGAAAUUAAUAUUAUAUGCACAGGUGUGCAACGUUCAGUCCGUUAUAAUAGCAUUACUCUACUAUGAACAAUUCCAUGGCUUCGUCACCAGACAUGCACAAUAUUUACGGUUUUCACCAUCACCACCAUCACCAUCAUCACCAACAGCAUCAGCAGCAAUCACCGGACUUGCUCAGAAGUGGCGCCCAUGUAAUCACGACCAAAGCCGAUUCGUCAUCUUCGUCGUCAUCGCUUUGUUACAAUAAAACGUCAACAUUUUCACAAGAUUUCUUGUUGGCCAGCGAUACGUGUCAAACACAGCAACAGCAAGAAGACGACAGCUGUAGCGACGCCGAAGAUUUGCCAAUUCCUAGUUGUACUUACCGGCCUGUUCAUCAUUCAGCUUCCCCGCAUUCGUCGUGCUUCAUAGGAUCUUCAAUACGACAAGGUGAAUCCUCGUCGUUGCUGUCGACUGGAUCCAUGGUUCGACACAAUAUGAUCGACAGCGGCUUUUAUGUCGGAAACGGCAGUGGUCACGGCCACGGUCAUCAUCAUCACGCCGUGGAAGCUCACGGAGGAGGCAGUAGUGGUAGUGGUUAUAGGGUGCAGAGACAGGCAGCCAACAUACGGGAACGUAGACGCAUGUUGAGGUCAGACCUGGCGCCAACUCGAGCUGCGGAUAGGCCCACGCCGGUCAAAAUCAGCAUCAACUCGGCGUUCGACGAGCUCCGCGGUCACGUCCCCACGUUUCCAUACGAGAAGCGUCUGAGCAAAAUCGACACUCUCCGGCUAGCCAUCGCCUACAUAGCCCUUUUGCGUGAAGUAUUGUCGGCUGACUGCGAUCCUCUGACGUACGUCCAACGCUGUCUUAGCGGGGAACGGCAACCCGAACGGGCCGAAUGGAACACUAGCGAUUUAACGGCUAGACUUUCUUGGAUUAAUUGGGAAAAUUUAGGAGUCAAUCCAAAUCGUCGAGGAGUACUGACCUCUUACUCUAUACCGGAUACAGGGAAUUAAAACCAUAUCGUUAACGGUUUUCCAUCAACGGAUACUAAUUGGUCAACUCUGUCAUCGUUUUAUAAUAUUGUUUUUCCACUGUAGUUCUAUGGUUUAUGAUUUACAUUGAUAUAAUAGCAGACGGGACUGUAAAAGUGCAAUAACUAUGAAUCAUAUAAUUAUUAUUAAUACGGCCAACAGAAUAACAUAUUAUUAUACCCGAUAGCAUUUAGCAAAGAUUCCAACGAUGUAUCGGUUGCUCUUUGAUGAGUUCAUACCGAGUAAACGAUUACCAAAUUAUACCGUUAUCUUAUAAUAGGAUUUAUAGGAAUUUCGUUAGAAUAGUGUAUGUUAAUACAUUUUCUUUUUGAAAUUUGUUUAAUGUUAAAAAUAUAAAUAUGUUAUGAUAGGCCUAUUAGGUCAUCAGAACAUGUUACAUUUC